GCUAGAAGUGUGGACAGACAGGAGAGAAGGGAGAAAAUUCAGACACAAUAAAACUCCCGAUGGGGGGAAAAAUUAUGUAGGAGGAGGAGGAGGGAGCCGCGGCCUGGGAAAGGGAUUGAAAAGUUUCGCCUGGUUUAACUUCUUCCUCCCCCCCCUUCAGCAACAGAAAGAGCAGCAGCCAAGAGCACAAGCUAAACAAACAAAAGGGGUCAUGGCACGCUUAACGAAACGACGGCAAGCAGAUACGAAAGCUAUCCAGCAUCUUUGGGCAGCUAUAGAAAUCAUUCGAAAUCAGAAGCAAAUUGCUAAUAUUGACCGUAUUACAAAGUGUAAGUAUCAUGUGCACACAAGUGGAAAUGUAUAUGCACAUGCCCGAAUUAAGACAUAUAGGUACAUGUCUCGGGUUCAUGGUAUGCAUCCCAAAGAGACCACCCGUCAGCUUAGUUUAGCGGUGAAAGAUGGACUUGUUGUUGAAACCUUGACUGUGGGAUGUAAAGGAUCAAAAGCCGGUAUUGAGCAAGAAGGAUACUGGCUGCCUGGAGAUGAGAUUGCCUACAGUAUGCAGCCUUUCUCCCGGACAACAGCAAAAAUCAAGGACUGGGAGACAGAAACUCAUGACUGGUAUUGUUUUGAAUGCCAUUUGCCUGGAGAGGUGUUGAUAUGUGACCUGUGUUUUCGUGUAUAUCAUUCCAAGUGUUUAUCUGAUGAGUUCAGGCUUAGAGACAGCAGUAGUCACUGGCAGUGCCCAGUUUGCAGGAGCAUUAAGAAGAAGAACACAAGCAAGCAAGAGAUGAGCACGUAUUUGCGCUUCAUUGUCUCCCGUAUGAAGGAACGAGCUAUCGAUCUGAACAAGAAAGGCAAGGACAACAAACACCCCAUGUAUCGUAGGCUGGUGCACACAGCUGUCGAUGUCCCAACUAUUCAAGAGAAAGUAAAUGAAGGAAAGUACAGGAGUUAUGAGGAGUUCAAAGCAGAUGCUCAGCUUCUUCUACACAACACAGUUAUUUUUUAUGGAGCGGACAGCGAGCAAGCUGAUAUAGCCAGGAUGCUUUACAAAGAUACCUGCCACGAGCUGGAUGAACUUCAGCUUUGCAAGAAUUGUUUUUAUUUAUCAAAUGCGCGGCCCGACAAUUGGUUCUGUUACCCUUGUAUACCCAAUCACGAGCUAGUUUGGGCUAAAAUGAAAGGUUUUGGAUUCUGGCCUGCCAAAGUCAUGCAGAAAGAGGACAAUCAGGUUGACGUUCGCUUUUUCGGCCAUCACCACCAAAGGGCAUGGAUCCCUUCAGAAAACAUUCAGGACAUCACAGUGAACAUACAUCGGCUGCAUGUGAAACGCAGCAUGGGCUGGAAAAAAGCGUGCGAUGAGCUAGAACUGCACCAGCGCUUCCUUCGGGACGGCAGAUUCUGGAAAUCAAAGAAUGAGGAUAAAGGCGAGGAGGAAGCAGAAUCUAGCAUUUCUUCCACCAGCAACGAACAGCUGAAGGUUACUCAGGAACCAAGAGCAAAGAAAGGAAGACGUAAUCAAAGCGUGGAACCCAAAAAGGAAGAGCCAGAGCCUGAAACUGAAGCUGUGAGUUCCAGCCAAGAAAUCCCCACAAUGCCUCAGCCCAUUGAAAAGGUUUCAGUCUCAACCCAGACCAAGAAAUUAAGUGCCUCUUCUCCCAAAAUGCUGCAUCGGAGCACCCAGACCAAUAAUGACGGAGUAUGUCAAAACAUGUGCCAUGACAAAUACACCAAAAUCUUCAGCGACUUCAAAGAAAGGAUCAAAGCUGAUCACAAGAGGGAGACGGAGAGAGUUGUGCGGGAAGCUCUUGAGAAGCUGCGUACAGAUAUGGAAGAGGAAAAAAGGCAAGCGGUGAAUAAGGCUGUUGCAAACAUGCAGACUGAGUGUGACCGAAAGACGAAGCAGGUCAAAGAGAAGUGUAAAGAGGAAUUUUUAGAAGAAAUUAAGAAGCUAGCUAGUCAGCACAAGCAAUUGAUUUCCCAGACCAAGAAGAAGCAGUGGUGCUACAACUGUGAAGAGGAGGCGAUGUACCACUGCUGCUGGAACACUUCCUACUGCUCCAUCAAAUGCCAGCAGGAACACUGGCACGCUGAGCACAAGCGCACCUGCCGCAGGAAAAGAUGAACGCUUUUUUCUUCCCUCUCGAAGGAAUCGCCCCCGUUUAUUGCCAUUUUCUGACGCAGCAGGUCUCUUUUUGUUUCCAAGGGGCCAGAAUUGUUUGGAAUUCGCUCCCCCCUUUUUUUGCACCGGCCUUUAAAACACUUUUUUCAUAAAGAACUUUUUGCACAGUUUUAAACUUCAGUCUUGCGUUUUAACGCUCCUCUCAAAUUGUUAAUUCCAACCCCCCCCCCCCCCCGGUCCCGUUUCUUUUUAGCUUUUUUUGUCUAAGGUGGUUUGAAUAUCAGCUGGAGCACAUUAAUUUGGGGGAGGGGGUAAUUUUAAACCUAGACAUUUGUUGCAUUUUCAGCAAAUAAAAAAAAAAUAAAAAUAAAGCAAAGUUUUUAGGUUUCAUAGAGACACAGAAAUAUAAUGACAGGAACAUUUUAAAAAGAGAUCUGAAUGUAAGAAGUAUAAAACUUUAGAAAAGAAAAAGCAUACUACCUUUGAUGUGUAACACUUACCUGUUAAUCGCAUGAGCUGGUUUUUGUUCAGCUUAAUUUCCUGUUUAAAGGCAUUAUCUAUUGGUUUGAACCAGUGGGUAUAUAUGAUUGAAUUUUGGGAACAGGGUUGACGCUGCAGGUGCGAGUCCUGCGUAUUUUUUUCUUACACUUCUUUUUCUCCCCCAGUUUUGUUUGUUUCAUUCGUUCCCCUCCUUCCAAUGUAUAACUUUUAUAACAAAAUAUCAGCUUUGAUCUUUUAGCUUAAAAAUCACAGGGGACUGGGGUAGCCUUUUGCUGAGCUGGAUCUUAGAGAAAAAUUAAUAUUUAAAUUUUAAAUUUUUGCACAUUUCAUCCUUGUUAACAUGGACGCUUGUAAAAAGGAAGCCAAAAAAUAAAAAAAGGAAAGGAAAAGAUAUCCAGUUUUACAUUUAGUCAUACAUGGAGCUGUAAAGAUGAGGCAUAAGAAGAAGAACGGCUUAAUAAUUCAUCCCUCUCCCUUCCCUACGGUUCCCUUCUACAUGGAACGUUCUUUGCCCAUUAAUCUAUGUUACUUAUUCGAUAGUAAAUUAAUUGAAAUUGGGAAGGGGUGGGAGAAAGCACUUAAGUUCCACAGAAGCAGUUAUGUUUGUAUUAAUUGGUCAAUCCCAUCUCUAUACUUAGAAUGAAGAAUAAUGCAUGUUACUUUUCCUGUAUUAAAGAUGCUGUGAUUUGUAAAAAGUCUGUCUUUCUGUGGAAUGUCUGGAUAAAGAAACAUUACCAAUGGGAAUGGACUGAUAGUUGAAAAUGGAUUUUCCCUUCCCCCCUUCCAUCUUUCUUUUCGUUUAUUUUAUGUAUAGGUAUAUAUACAUAUAAAUAUAUAUAUUAUAUAUAUAAAUUGCAUCCCUGUUCAGAGACAAUUUUUAAUAAUAGGUGUAAAGUUUAUUUAACCAACUUUUUUUUCUCUUUUAAAGCAUCUCAGCAUUUAGGGUUCUUUUAAAAAGGUUUGGUCUUAGACUCGACUAAUGCCCAUUAAUCACCUAGCUUUUUUUAAAAGUUAGAAAAAUAAUUUGUAAAUAUUUAUUUUAGACCUUGGAUAUUUAUUGAAAGCGAUGACACAAUGGAACGAUGGGAGUGGAAGAAAGGAGAGGAAAGUUUUUUUUUUUUUUUUAAAGGACGUUUUCUGUGGGUUUUGUCAGGGUCGAUAUAAAGAUUAAGCUCUUAUUCCGUCUUCUGUGAUCUGCCACUGAAAUCCAGACUGUAUGCAAACCACAGUAACUAGAAUGGACUAGAAACGGCUACAUACUUUCUAGCGUGAGGUUAGUGUGAAUUUAAAUUGGACUCUGCCAACGAUAACCUUCCCCCCGAUACUUGAGUUCUUGGCACAUACUAGCGUGCACAUAGAUCUCUCGCAUGCUCAAGCUGCCCUGUUCAUUCCAGUGGAUGGAAUACAUUCACCCUAUGCAGAGAAAAGAGCAGGCAAAUCUGCUUUCUCCACCGAAAUGUAGGCGGAAGCGCUUCCGGGCAGGGGAACGCCAUCUCAGCAUUGGAGCUCCGUCGCUCAGAAAAGGAUGCUUGAUUUGGGUUAUCUUGUGAUCUACAAUCCUUGAUUAGCCUUUGUUGGCUCUGUGUUGUGACAGUAAGGAAAUCACCAAACAACAAAGGGACACCCAAACCGUUUUGAUUAUUUUUACAAUUUCCCGAAAGAACUUCGGUCCAACCCUAUAUAAAAAAAGGCAAGUUUUCGUGGAAACUUUUUGCGUGUAAAAUCAUUCCAGGAUAUAUAAUAUUUAUCUGAUAGCUGCAUGAAAGUAAGGUUUGUGUUCUUUUGGCUUUUUUUUUUUUUUUUGGUCUCUGUUGACACGGUUGCACAUUUUCAAGUUACUACAGCGUGAAAACUCUUGUGUGUUUUUUUAAAAAAAACGACAAAAGAUUAACAAAAACAUUUUGUGGCCUGGUUUUGUAUAAGUUCUAGGGGGAAAUAUCAUUGUUUUAGGAAUCCUGAUUUAAUUUUUUUUCCCUGCAAAUCAUAAAGCUAUAUUCAAGUGUUGAGCUUAGCCACUAUGCACAUUGUAAUUUACUCAUUGUGGCUGUCCGGUUCUAUGAUGCAUUCUGGCAUUUUGUAAGCUGCUCUGACUAGCAAUAUAUAGAGUCAUUAAAUGUGUUAACAUUGGUUAAUAAAUGUAUUUGAAAAGGCAACAGUA
Messenger RNA from Eublepharis macularius, 4784 nucleotides. It is a transcript of the gene ZMYND11, whose product is annotated as zinc finger MYND-type containing 11. The record is from RefSeq and is a predicted model, not a curated record. Gene Ontology annotation, biological process: regulation of transcription elongation by RNA polymerase II. The coding region runs from base 212 to 2128 and encodes 638 amino acids. The transcript has 17 exons. NCBI's taxonomy places the organism in Eukaryota, Metazoa, Chordata, Lepidosauria, Squamata, Eublepharidae. Gene Ontology annotation, molecular function: protein binding; transcription corepressor activity; DNA binding.